Messenger RNA from Lingula anatina, 1883 nucleotides. RefSeq lists its product as uncharacterized. The record is from RefSeq and is a predicted model, not a curated record. Lineage: Eukaryota; Metazoa; Brachiopoda; Lingulata; Lingulida; Lingulidae. Gene Ontology annotation, molecular function: calcium ion binding.
CAGUGACGGACAUGUUAGACUACCAUGAAAAGUAUCGAGUUCUGUUUUGGGUGGUAUUGUUGUCGAGUUUUCCAGUAGACAAAGCCGAUCCAGUCCAUUUGCUCCAGACAUUAGGACUCAAAGCUAGGCAAGCUUGUGUAGGUGGCCCACCGGGUACGAAGACAUGGUCGGCAUCUCCGGCUGGACCAAAAUGCUACAAAUACUUUGUACCAAAUGGUGAUACGGGUGUCGACUACAAUACUGCUGGUAGUUUUUGUGCUCUGCAGGCAAAAGGGGCCACGUUGGCGGUGAUUGAGAACCAAGAAGAAGAAGACCUGGCAGAGAGCUUCAUACCAGCUGGAGGUUCACUUUUCGUCACGUGGAUAGGCCUCCGUAAAAACGCCAGCCAACAAUGGCAUUGGGUAGACGGUAGUCCUCUUAACUACGUGAACUGGAACGGAAACCCUGAAAAUAAGCCUUUGAAGGACUGUGCCGCCAUAAACACUAAAAGGAACACGAUUUGUUGGAAGAAACAACGGUGUAAAACCCCUGGGAACGUCAUUUGUCAAGUUAAAGUUAAAGACGCCUGCGAACUUGGUACAGACGACUGUGCAGUAGACGCAACAUGCGAUGCAACCGGAGACGGAUACAAGUGUACAUGUUUGGAUGGGUUUAGCGGCGACGGUACUUCAUGUACGGAUAUAGAUGAAUGUCUUCUGCACACAGACAACUGCGCUCCAACUGCAACGUGCCACAAUACUAUUGGUAGUUUUACUUGCACCUGCCUCCCUGGUUUCAGCGGCAAUGGCACAACUUGUGCAGAUGUUGACGAAUGUAAAACUGAAACAUACCUGUGUGCACUGAAUGCCAUAUGCAUAAACUCUUACGGAAGUUUCGAGUGCAGUUGCUUACCGGGUUAUAGCGGUAACGGAAUAGUUUGCAAUGACAUUGACGAGUGUACACUGGGGUUAAACAGCUGCAGUGAAGAAGCAAAGUGUAUUAACUCUUAUGGAAGUUAUACAUGUACUUGUGUAGCUGGGUUCACCGGUGACGGCAUAAAAUGUUCGGACGUAGACGAGUGCAACUUGGACCAAGAUCUAUGUUCGAAAUAUGCAAAAUGCAAGAACACAUACGGAAGUUAUGAGUGCAAUUGUUCGGCUGGUUUCACUGGAAACGGUAUAACGUGUUAUGAUGUGGAUGAAUGUGUUUUGAAAAAAGAUGAUUGCGCUGAGAAUGCCACAUGUACCAACACCGUGGGCAGUUUUACCUGCACCUGCCUAGCUGGAUUCACCGGCGACGGCACAAAGUGUGCCGAUGUCGAUGAAUGUGACUUAGAUAUAAAUAAUUGCGACGAGAACGCCACAUGCGCCAACACCGUGGGCAGUUUUACCUGCACCUGUCUAGCUGGAUUCAGCGGCGAUGGCACAAAGUGUGCCGAUGUAGAUGAAUGUGACUUAGAUACAAAUAAUUGCGACGAGAACGCCACAUGCGCCAACACCGUGGGCAGUUUUACCUGCACCUGCCUAGCUGGUUUCAGUGGCGACGGCACAGCAUGUAACGACGUUAAUGAAUGUUUCCUGCAAACGGAUAACUGCGCCAAAGAUGCGACAUGCACCAACACCAUGGGCAGGUUCACUUGCACUUGCCACGCUGGUUUUAGAGGUGACGGCAUAACAUGCGAAAAAAUCAUAACUUGCCCUGGUGGACCGCCGGGUACAGAGACUUGGAACUCUACCUCAGAUGGAACUAAAUGCCUCAAAUUCUUUGGAACAAACAACUCUGUGAAUGUCGACUACGUUUCUGCCUCUAGUCUAUGUCCACAGCUGGCAGCUGGGGCAACUUUAUCUGUGAUUCUACACCAGAAUGAAGAGGAUUUGGCUGAGAGUCUGAUACCAAAAGGGUAA